AUGAUUAUUGCACCGAAGACAGCGGCGAAAUUCCAUCGAGCCUUGUUAGACACAGUGUUCAUAUUCAGCGAAGACCUCGGAUACAUUGGAGGGGAGCUAUCAAAUGCAUUCGAUAUCACCGUUACUUCCCUGCUUGGCUGUAUCGCCGAAGCAGUUCUCAUAUUCACCGGGUCAUCCAAAUAUGUCUCAUCGAUAAUCCCAUUUUGCGUCAUGAUAGUGUUUUUCCUGGGGAAGUUCUAUCUCCGCACUUCUCGAGUCAUCCGACUUCGAGAGAUCGAACUCAAGGCCCCUUUGCAAUCGCAACUUCUUGAAGUGCAUACAGGGCUCUUGACCCUUCGUGCAUUUGGUUGGACAGAGCACUAUGAAGAACGAAACAAGCAAGCACUGACUGCAUCACAACAGCCCUACUACUUGCUGUUCUGUUUACAGCGAUGGUUGAACCUAGUAUUGGACCUACUCGUGGCUGGGAUAGCCAUUCUGGUUGUUUCUAUUGCGACGACAAUCGGGAGAGAAUCCAGUACUGGCUUUUUGGGGGUCGCGCUGUUUAAUAUUGUCAAUUUCAGUGGCAGUCUACAACAGUUGAUCUCUCAUUGGACUACGUUGGAGACAUCGCUUGGGGCCUUGUCACGAAUCAAAUCCUUCGUCGAGGACACUCCACGUGAGAAUAUCAACAAGGAGUCUGGGGAUUCAUCGGAUGAUUCGAAGAAAGGUGGAAUAUCUUUCGUGGGGGUUUAUGGAACUCAUGGGCAAGCCGAAGACUAUACUAUUGAAGAUAUAACUUUCGAAAUACAACCGGCAACUAGUGGAAAAUCGUCAUUAAUCAUGGCACUUAUGCAAAUGCUCGAGAUUCGCAACGGAACCAUCCGCAUUGACGGAGUCGAUGCAUCUCGAAUCCCCCAACCUCGCAUUCGAGCCGAGCUUAACACCAUCUCCCAGGAACCAAUCUUCCUACACGGGUCUGUCCGCCUGAAUCUGGACCCGCAUGCCCGAACGAACGAUGAAAACGUCUUGAUCGACGCUCUUCGAACGGUGGGAUUGUGGGAUAUCAUCAAUGCAGAGGGCGGUCUCGAUAUCGAAUUAUCUGAUGAUAUCUUCUCACACGGCCAAAAGCAGCUCUUCUGCCUGGCGCGAGCUUUGUGUCAUCUCGGUCAAAUUCUGAUCAUGGAUGAACCUACCAGCAGCAUUGAUGACACCAAGACGGAGAAGAAGAUUGAUAAUAUCAUCAAGCAGCAUUUCCAGCACCAUACCGUUCUCUGCAUCAUGCAUAAGCUGCAUAACGUUGGGUCGCUUGAUAAAGUGGCUGUCAUGGAAAAGGGUCGACUUGUUGAAUUCGGUUCCCCGCAAGAUCUCCGGGAAAGGGAAGGGGUUUUCAAAACACUUGUUACUUCGGGCAAUUGGGGCUCUGUUGGUAGCAGCUAG
Messenger RNA from Penicillium bovifimosum, 1419 nucleotides. Its product is annotated as Cyclic peptide transporter. NCBI's taxonomy places the organism in Eukaryota, Fungi, Ascomycota, Eurotiomycetes, Eurotiales, Aspergillaceae. Gene Ontology annotation, biological process: transmembrane transport. Gene Ontology annotation, cellular component: membrane. Bases 1 to 1419 code for a protein of 472 amino acids. The record is from RefSeq and is a predicted model, not a curated record. Gene Ontology annotation, molecular function: ATP hydrolysis activity; ATP binding; ABC-type transporter activity. The transcript is spliced from 5 exons.